AAACCGCGGGAAACGCUUCGUGAUCGACAACGCGCGCCCGCGCGCCAAAAAUCUGUCAGUGCGCUCGGCAGAAGCGCGACUCACGCGAGGAUCAUUUGUCAAGCUACAAUCAUUACACGAUGUUUCAUUUGUUGCAUCUCGCUGAUGAUCCCGUCGUUACAGAGUUAUAACCAGACACCAGACACUCGUCUCAGAGGCGAGACCGAUAUACUCUCGGGGUGUUCGAGAGUUGAAGAUGCGCGUCUCUCACACGAUUUGUCGCGCUCCCGUUGCCUGGAAUAAACGCGAGAUACUAUUUUCACGUGUUUCACAGCAUCAAAGUUCGAAAUCUUCAAAAUUAUAUCAUCUUUAAUUCAAAGGAGGAUAUAGAGAAACGUAGAGGAUUAAGAUACGAAAAGAUUGAGCCCAGCUUCCCCUACAGAGACGUAACUAUACGUCGAGGUGUCGAGUUCAAGGACGAUUAUGACAUUCAGGCGGAGCUCGGACGGGGUAAGUUCGGGAUUGUUUAUCGAUGCAAGGAAAAAGCGAACGGCUUGAUGCUCGCCGCGAAGGUGGUGAACAUCAUGAAGAAGGAGGAUAGACGAGCGGUGCAGAGGGAGGUCGACAUCAUGCGACGCUUGCAGCAUCCACGAUUGAUUCAACUGUACGAUGCCAUCGAUUCGGGGAAAAAGAUCCAUGUCAUUUUAGAAUUGAUCGACGGUGGCGAGCUCUUCGAGAGAGUGAUAGACGACGAUUUCGUGCUGACGGAACGCAGCUGCGCCGUUUUCAUGCGGCAAAUAUGCGAGGGAAUAGAGUUCAUGCACGGUCAGAAGAUCCUGCAUCUCGAUUUGAAGCCCGAAAAUAUCCUGUGUCUUACAAAAGAAGGCAACAGAAUCAAAAUCAUAGACUUUGGUCUGGCGAGGGUAUACGAUCCGAACAAGAAGCUGCAAGUGUUGUUUGGUACGCCCGAGUUUGUCGCCCCGGAAGUCGUGAAUUUCGACCAAAUCGGAUUCGGCACCGAUGUGUGGAGCAUAGGUGUUAUUUGUUAUGUUUUAUUGUCCGGUUUAUCACCGUUCAUGGGCGAUACAGAUAUAGAGACAAUGGCCAACGUCACUAUCGCCAAGUAUGACUUCGAUCACGAGGCUUUCGCCGAAAUCUCCGAUGACGCGAAGGAUUUCAUCAGGUGCCUCCUGGUAAAAGACAAGGAAAAGCGAUUCACGGCGGCGCAAUGUCGGGAACACCUCUGGCUGGCCCGCAAGACGAGCGCUAGGACUAGGACGGAGAAGGAGGUCGUGGGACUGGCGGAGGCCAAACGAAAGGCCUUGAUCGAGAAUCAUCCGCCGGUCGUAGGAUUCGCCGACGAUUACAAAGACGAGCUGGAUGUGACGAAGGAUAAUCUCAGGCUGUUCGUCGAGCGCUGGCGAGAACACCCGGACAGCCCGUACACAAUCGACACGUAUUACGCAUUGCCAAGGAACCCGACUCGUGAACGUGAUGAGUCGGUGUCCUUGCGAGCUCACAGUCCCUCGCCCUGCGACAGUCUUCCCAGCAGCAGCACGUUGUCGGAGAAGGUGCUGGAGCCUGUACGAGAUAAUUCCAGUAAUCUGUUAUCUGUGCCAAGUCUCAGUUUGUCCCUGGAGAGAAGAGCGUCCGAGGGUACGGCCAUGCGAAACCGUCGCGACCCUGCCAGUCAGAUUGCUCUCGCUGAGGAGAUCAUCAAGCUGUCGGAGCAUCUGCGUGCGAUCGCUAUGGGAGGGUCGCGCGCGAGCGAGGAGGAUGUGGACGAAAGUACGAUGAAUGCAGCGCAGUGUACCGUAAAAAAGAAGCUCGGCAACAACGUCGGUAACGCUCGUGGUACGUACGCGAAGAGCAGCGUCACGUUGUCCGUGUCUUGCAACGAAAAGGAAGAGACUAAUGAGAUCACAGAGAAACUGUCCAAUAUUACGAGGCAGCGAAAGCUCAACGGGACGACCUUUCACAGUAGCCGUAGCUUCGACAAAUACACACAGGAUACCAAUCCUGGAAACGUGUUCGUAGCUCUCCGGAGAACGAGCAUCGGCGACGGCGAGACGUCUGACAGGCGUAAGGGCAAGAAAUACUCUAUGGAACAGUCGACGGUGAUCUCCGAGACGAUCGAGGAGAAGUUCAAUGAAGAGAUGACGGGCAAAAGGUCUUUCCCCCAAGCGGCCUCCGUCAGCAGGCCAGAAGAGGAUGUGGAUAUGACGCCACCCUGGCGACGGUCGCGAGUCAAACGAUGCUUCGGCGAGACUAGCAGGGAUGUGCCGCGAAUAUCAAACUUGCGGGAUCUGCACAAGAAUCUGAACCUCGACGAGCCGAGUAGCGCCAAAGAUCUGCUGUUACAUCUGUUGGGCGAAUGGGACGAGGCCACCGCGACACCCUGUGCCGGUGCCGGCAGGAAGUCCGUCAGUAUAGACUGGUGUGCCGGAGACUCAAUCGCCCGGAGGACGAUGAACUCGUUGGCGGAGUACUUCCAGUCGAAGCAGCAGGAAGAGCAACCUCCCGACCACGUCGGGUCCUCGACGUCACCAUCGAUAUAUCGCUGAACGUAGAACGCGCGUGUCCGCGAAUCGCGUACGAGUACACGUUCACGGUUCGUGCUUCGGUCGCGCGCGGAUUUCUCAGGACAACGCACGACGUUUUAUCAUAUUAUGUAGUCUUAUUCAGUCGUGAAUCUGUCUUUUUAGAGCGACCCUCACGCGCCUCGGCGCCUUUCAGAUGAGAUAUACGCAUCGCAGAGGUCUGAGACGAUAUUUAUAAUCCUCGAUAAUAAAUAUAAGAGUCAUUGAUAUCUUUCAUGUUUUAGAGAGGUUGAGAAAGAAAAAUUGAGAUGGGAAUUUUCAGUUCGCGAAGUUGCGAAUUUCUAAUCCUCGAAACCGGAGACUGAUUUCACUGAUUGUCAUAUUCCUCUCGGUCGUAUUCCUUCUUGCCAUUCCUGCCUAUUCAUUUUGAUCCGCGCGAAGACGAUUAGUCGGGAAUUAAGGAACGAAUUAGAUUUGCUAGUAACCGAAGAGCUACUGUCUCUAAAUUAAACGCGAGAGCUUUUGCUACGCUACCAUAAACACACCCUCAAAUGGAGCUGAAAGCUUGAUAUGAUACGAUCGUGCGUAAAUUUCUACUUCUCAUUGAAGCACAGAAUGAACUCAGCCUUGAUUCUCUGCAAGUUAAUAUUCCAUCGUGAUGCUUUUAACAAAAAAGACAAUGCGAGACAGCUUCUCAUUUCUCUCGGUUUUGAGAAUUCUCUUCGUCUGUAAACUGCAGCUUUCAAAACACGUUUAAGCGAAAUAGUAGUAUUAUUCUGUCAUAUUGUAGUGUAUUAUAGUGUAGUGUAUCAUAGUAAUUUUAAUUCCGUUCCGAGACUCGUAAUGGAUAGCAGGCUAAACUUAGAUUUUUUACUAAGAAUGCUGCACUAAAUUUGCGAGAAGGAUAGAGAGAGUUGAUUGCAAUAACAUACGUAUAUUUAUACAUUUCUGAUCAAAAAUGGUUUGUUUAUAUUUUAUAUUUAAUACAAAACACCGUAGCAUAUAAGAAGAAUCGUGACAUCUGAUUAUUUUGUUCGUUAUUUCUCAUAUCGGUGUCCAUGUAAUUAACUCGUUGCAAGUAACUUCUUAAAAAAGUAAGAUCUACAGAGAAUGUAAGAAAUGAAUCAAAUUGUAAUAACAGACGCUUCGAUCAAUCUGAAGUCGAUUGUUCUUGUCUUCAUUUUUCGCGAAUCGUCUGUAUUGUUUUCAACUCUCGUAUUUUAUCACAGUUGUAUCGUUCAUGCGAUAAUGCGAGACGCGAAAGAGAACAUUCUUGUUGUUACUAGUUAGUCUACAUGUGAUAAAUAUAUCGAGAAAUUGAUUAGUUUUCUUGCUCUAGGAAUAGACCAUCUCCUGGCAAACUUAUAGAGCACCGUUGGCUGGAAGCCGCUGUGGAGAAUCCAAUUCAGAAG
Messenger RNA from Harpegnathos saltator (Jerdon's jumping ant), 3931 nucleotides. Its product is annotated as death-associated protein kinase related. Lineage: Eukaryota; Metazoa; Arthropoda; Insecta; Hymenoptera; Formicidae. Gene Ontology annotation, molecular function: ATP binding; protein serine/threonine kinase activity. The coding region runs from base 537 to 2543 and encodes 668 amino acids. Gene Ontology annotation, cellular component: nucleus. The transcript is spliced from 7 exons. Gene Ontology annotation, biological process: protein phosphorylation; positive regulation of apoptotic process; intracellular signal transduction. The record is from RefSeq and is a predicted model, not a curated record.